CGUGAUUUGAGACGUUUAAAGCGUCUCUACGUAUUUCCGGUUUCGUGGCGAAAUACACAGAGAACAUUUUCAAGAGAAUCAGCUGUAAAACAGUGGAAAACAUGAUUUCAUUAACGGAUUCACAGAAGAUCGGGAUGGGGUUGACGGGGUUCGGUGUGUUUUUCCUCUUUUUUGGAAUGAUGUUGUUCUUCGAUAAAGUGCUCUUGGCUAUUGGAAAUAUCUUGUUUGUUGCGGGUCUCUCUUUUGUUAUUGGACUGGAACGUACGUUUAGGUUCUUCUUCCAGCGGCAUAAAAUUAAAGCUACUGGUUUCUUUCUGGGGGGUAUUUUCGUGGUGCUCAUUGGCUGGCCGAUCAUAGGUGUUGUUCUGGAAAUCUAUGGAUUUUUCCUUCUAUUCAGGGGCUUUUUUCCAGUGGCGGUGGGCUUCAUUAGACGGGUUCCCAUUCUUGGAUCUUUACUCAAUCUUCCUGGUAUCAGUGGGUUAGUGGAUAAAGUCGGCGAGAGCAACUCAAUGGUAUAACGGUCACAGGAUUUGUUUUUAGUUUCCAUGAGUGGCUCAUAUUUAUAUUUUUCAAAAUUUGUGCUUCUGGCUUGGCGUCUUGUCGGUCAACACUCUUUGAAUGUCUGAGAUGAGAUUUUUUAUACUGUACAUGUGGAGAAGUGUUUCUGGGGCUCAUUUCCACACCAAGUCCAGCGCUGUUAUUGUUGCUGCAUCACACGUCGGCCUCCAGGGGGCGAUAGGGACCAGUGCACCUCAAAACAACGGCGAGUGGGACGAGCGAGUGAAGUUUUACACCAGUACUCUAUUUUUCGAGAAAAUGAAUUUGGUUCUGAAUGAAGGUGUUACUGCAUUUUUGUAUUGCGCUUUUAUGUGCCAAUAAUAUUGUUCUUUUUUAAAUUGUCAAUAUUCGGAGGCUAAUUUGGACUUUUUCAACUUGAGCUCCACCUAGAGGAGUGGAGACUGUUUCAUCUCUUCUUACUCAAAGAGGAAAAUCAG
Xyrauchen texanus (razorback sucker) is the source of this 995-nucleotide messenger RNA. RefSeq names its product vesicle transport protein GOT1B-like. The transcript is spliced from 5 exons. Gene Ontology annotation, cellular component: endoplasmic reticulum; membrane. NCBI's taxonomy places the organism in Eukaryota, Metazoa, Chordata, Actinopteri, Cypriniformes, Catostomidae. Gene Ontology annotation, biological process: retrograde transport, endosome to Golgi; endoplasmic reticulum to Golgi vesicle-mediated transport. Bases 102 to 518 code for a protein of 138 amino acids. The record is from RefSeq and is a predicted model, not a curated record.